AUGUGGAUCCUUUUUUCACUGUUGCCAACCAUUAUUCAUCAAACAAGUUGCCACUUGUUGGAGAUGGUGGACGAUAUCGCCAGUUUCGAUAACAGCACACAAGUAGGUGGCACCGAGAUGUGUGUUUUAACAACAGGAAAUUCGACUCUAGAUGAAACAGCUCCAUUUCUGCUGUCUACGGUAAUGUCCAAGUAUCCAACAACGUUUGUAAAUAACAAACUAUUCAUCGACAUAAGGACAUCCAAACUCGCUAGUGUCGUUUUGCUGGACCUUACAGGAUUUCCCGGAGAGUUUCCCAGGCCCUACGUUCAACAACAUAUCUCUCACCAUCCGUGCUACAAGAAACCAGCCAAAUUCAUCAUUCUAUUGAGCGAGUUUGAUUUUCAACGAAAAGAUGAUAUGUUGCAGUUCCUCAAAAAUUAUGGAAUCUUAAAUUACGUCGCCGUUUCGAUAGCUACUGGAAGUUUAACGAAUGGUACAUUCGAGGUAUACACAGAGAAUCAAUUUACACACCAGGAGUACUUCUUCCGCUCGGAUGAUCGUCCCGUGAGUCGCUUCUUUCCCAACAAAUUCUUAGACCUCAACGGUUACGUUUUUCGCAUGCAUAGCUGGUUAGACCAGGAUGAGUUCCGGAAAAGUUUUAUGCACAAUUUCUAUUUGCGUCAAAUGACGGGUGACUUUCUUCUGUGUCCAGUGCGUACCGAACGGGACGUUUUGGGUCACCUGCUCAAACCAUUCUCAUCCGGAAUCUGGGGUAUUUUAGGUGCAAUUUUUGUGUUCUGUAAGAUAAUUCAAUUCCUGUUUCCGAAAAUCUAUCGGUAUGAUCUGAUCUCGAUCACUUUCUUCGGUGGUGGAGGCACCGAAUACCAGCAGCCCUUCGCCUUCCGUGCUGUUAUGCUGACGCUCACUGUUCUUGUGUUCUUUCUCUCGGAAGCCUACCUCACGAAGAUCAUCUCGCUAAUGUCACUAGCACCAUAUCGCAAACCACCUCACACGAUUGCUGAAGUAGCAGCGUCAGACUAUCGCAUAUUAGGAAUGAAACAUAAGGAUUUUCCUCUCUACUAUUACGAUUCUGGCAUUUGGUCGUACAAAUGUCAGUAUUUCAUUGAUUGGCUAAACCAGUACGAUAAUAUGCACAAUGACGUACAACCGUUCCACGAAGUGAUCUUUUUGCUCAAUGAUUUGGCCAGCGUCUGGAUGCUGCUGGGGGUCGGAUGGUGUAUAAUAUGA
Messenger RNA from Anopheles bellator, 1230 nucleotides. RefSeq lists its product as uncharacterized. The transcript is spliced from 5 exons. Bases 1 to 1230 code for a protein of 409 amino acids. The record is from RefSeq and is a predicted model, not a curated record. Lineage: Eukaryota; Metazoa; Arthropoda; Insecta; Diptera; Culicidae.